Molecule: messenger RNA, 1190 nt
Organism: Ochotona princeps (American pika)
Lineage: Eukaryota; Metazoa; Chordata; Mammalia; Lagomorpha; Ochotonidae
Gene: SNX20
Product: sorting nexin 20
Exons: 4
Coding region: 96-1091 (331 amino acids)
Biological process (GO): protein transport
Cellular component (GO): early endosome membrane
Molecular function (GO): phosphatidylinositol phosphate binding
Source: RefSeq, a predicted model, not a curated record
CAUACAGCUUAUUUCCUGUUUUCAAACAGGGAACUGAACCAAGCCGGCAGCCACUCAACUGACUGCCAGGAACGGAGAGCUGAAAGUACCAUGUGAUGCCCACCCUGGACCACUGGACCCACACAGGGUCUCAGCCCGGCAGCAUGGCGAGUUCCGGGCUCUCUGGGAGCCCCCAGACAGAACCUAACAGCCAGUGUGCAGCAAGGCCUGAGCAGGAAGCAGCAGCCACGGGUCCACGCCUCCCACAUCCAGGACCCGAAGGGCACACAGAUACCCACUGCAACCCGAGCUCCAACUCCAGCAUGACCACACGGGAGCUGCAGGAGUACUGGCAGAAUGAGAAAUGCCGCUGGAAGCCUGUCAAGCUGCUCUUUGAGAUCGCUUCAGCUCGCAUUGAGGAGAAAAGGCUCUCCAAGUUUGUGAUGUACCAAAUCGUGGUCAUCCAGACCGGUAGCUUCGACGGCAGCAAAGCCGUGCUGGAGCGACGCUACUCUGACUUCGAGAGGCUGCAGAAAGCCCUGCGGAAGUCGUUCCGGGAAGAGCUGGAGGACGUGUCCUUCCCCAGGAAACGCCUGACCGGCAACUUCACGGAGGAGAUGAUCAGCGAGCGCAAGCAGGCGCUCAAGGAGUACCUGGGGCUGCUCUACGCCAUCCGCGUCGUGCGCCGCUCGCGCGAGUUCCUGGACUUCCUCACACGACCCGAGCUGCGCGAGGCGUUCGGCUGCGUGCGCGCGGGCCGCUACGCACAGGCGCUCGAGCUGCUGGCGCGCGUGCUCCCGCUGCAGCAGAAGCUCACUGCGCACUGCCCGGCGGCGGCCGUGCCCGCGCUCUGCGCCGUGCUCGUGUGCCAGCGCGCGCUCGAGCGGCCGGCCGACGCCUUCGCCGCCGGCGAGCGCGCGCUGCAGUGCCUGCAGGCGCGCGAGGGCCACCGCUACUACGCUCCGCUGCUCGACGCCAUGGUGCGCCUGGCCUACGCGCUGGGCAAGGACUUCGUGGCGCUGCAGGGGCGUCUGGAGGAGAGCCAGCUGCGCAAACCCGCGCCCCGGGGGCUCACGCUCAAGGAGCUCACGGUGCGGGAGUAUCUGUACUGAACCAUCUCGGCCACAGCCCAGGCUUCACCGGAGCUCUGCACAGGCUCCUCUGCACUUCCAGUUCCCCCAUAUACACGAAAACAGAGGUGCUGCAGAGAC